Molecule: messenger RNA, 703 nt
Organism: Pseudovirgaria hyperparasitica
Lineage: Eukaryota; Fungi; Ascomycota; Dothideomycetes; Acrospermales; Acrospermaceae
Product: Rhodanese-like protein
Exons: 2
Coding region: 98-643 (181 amino acids)
Cellular component (GO): mitochondrion
Molecular function (GO): thiosulfate-cyanide sulfurtransferase activity
Source: RefSeq, a predicted model, not a curated record
UAGCAGCAACACACCCAAGUGUCUGAGUUCGUCCAACUACCCCAUUGUUCGAGUCCACGAUUUCACACGUCCCAAGUAUCAACAUUCGCCUCCAGGAAUGUCGACCUCCAGAUCUGCUCUCCGCUUUCUGCCUCGCGCAGCUUCAGCUGCUGCUCGCCGCCCAUGCAUCGUCCACCCAAAUGCUCUGCCGCAACAAGCACCGCCAGCUCGACGCGUGAGCAGGGUUACGGUUUCUCUAUCCAAGCAAGUCGAUAAGCCGAGAUGGUACUCGAGCUCUAGUGGAAGUAGCAAGGUUUAUGACUACGAGGCUGUGCAAGAAUUGAUCAAAAGUCCGAGUGUGGAUCGUGUGCUCAUUGAUGUCCGCGAGCCUGCCGAAUACGACGACGGUUUCAUCCCCACCGCAAUAAAUAUCCCAGUCAAGUCCGCGCCCGACGCGAUCUUCAUGGACCCUGAGGAAUUUGAGGAUAAGUUUGGGUUCCAGAAACCGAGUCCAGCGCAUGAGUUGGUGUUCUAUUGCAAGGCUGGUGUGCGAAGUAGUUCGGCGGCACAGCUGGCGAGGCAGAGUGGGUAUGAGAAGGUGGGGGAGUAUAGAGGAAGCUGGAUGGACUGGGUGCAAAGGGGUGGGCAGACGAGUAAGCCAUAGGAUUCACCCAAGGAGACGAUCUGAGGCGUAUGGAAUGGAGUUGCUUUGAGACUGGUACGA